Punica granatum (pomegranate) is the source of this 1783-nucleotide messenger RNA. The record is from RefSeq and is a predicted model, not a curated record. NCBI's taxonomy places the organism in Eukaryota, Viridiplantae, Streptophyta, Magnoliopsida, Myrtales, Lythraceae.
AGAAGCUCCUCUCUAUUUAAGCCCCAAUUUCUCCCUUCUGCCUACUUUCUCAACUGCUCUCUCCUCUGUAUUUUUGUUCAUAUAAUAUACUCUCCCUUUCUUUUGUUUUCGGGGUUGAGAGAAUACUGGGUUUAUUUUUGUGUUCUUCAACCCGCAUCGAUCUCAUAGAGGAUAUUACGUACAAUAUAGUCUGUUUGAUCUUGUAUAGAGAAUACACAUAUACAGUUGUUUGUGCGUAAACAAACAUAUGGAAGAAGCCCUGUCGAUGAGCGGAGGAGACCCUGAGAUCGUCCACUUGCCUCCGGGCUUCCGGUUCCACCCGACGGACGAAGAGAUCAUCACUCACUACCUCUCCAAGAAGGUCAUGAACAGGAGUUUCAGUGCAAGUGCUAUGGGAGAGGUCGAUCUGAACAAGUGCGAACCCUGGGACUUGCCCAAGAGGGCCAAGAUGGGGGAGAAGGAAUGGUACUUCUUCAGCCAGAAGGACAGGAAGUACCCCACCGGCAUGAGGACCAACAGGGCUACCGAGUCGGGGUACUGGAAGGCCACGGGGAAGGACAAGGAGAUAUAUCGAGGAAAGAACUGCCUGGUCGGGAUGAAGAAGACCCUCGUCUUCUACCGGGGGAGGGCCCCCAAGGGGGAGAAAACCAACUGGGUCAUGCACGAGUACAGACUCGAGGGGAAAUUCUCUUAUUCAAAUCUCCCGAGGGCCGCAAAGGAGGAAUGGGUUGUAUGCAGGAUAUUCCACAAAAGCACAGGGCUAAAGAAACCGUGGAGUCCGAUGAUCCAAGGUGGCAUGCCGAGGAUUGACGCUUUGAUGGAUGAUGAUCUCUCCAGCGGUUCUCUCCCGCCGCUCGUGGACCCGGCUUCCUCUGCCGGACCCAGCUCAAGCUUUACGGAUGCUGAGGACUACGAGUUCAAGGGAAUGGCUAAUCACAGUUUAUCGGCAUCGAUGUCAAGAUCUUCUGGUGCGAACAUCCCCUACUAUAAUAUCCCACCAAACCCAUCCCAGAAUCCCGUCACAAGCAAUAACCCGAGUCCCAACUACCCUUUGAACCCGAACCCGAACUUCUCCAUGAUGUACAACCAAGUCCAAAAUCCAAGCUUCUUAUCGGUGCAAGGGUCGUCUCCGCUCAAUCCCGCUCUCUUCAACCAACUGGGGACGAUUAUAAGGUCGGACCAACCAAAGUGCAAGGUAGAGCUAGAGCCAUUCUUGUCUCAGUCAAUAAUCAGUGGCCGCUCACAGGAGACUGGGCUCAGCACCGACAUGAACCCCGAGAUAUCAUCAUCUUCAGCUGCUUCAAAGCAAGAAGUCGCAAGCACCAGGCCGCUCAAUGAUCUAAUCGAGGGCUCAUAUAUCGGCCCCAUUAAUUCAUCGGAUAUACUCGAUUUUUCAUGGGACUACUGAAGAUGAUUGAUGCAGAACGGGAGCUUACUAACCGAAGAAUCCAGGAUAAUUACUUCUGUGGAUUGUUUUUCAUUAUAUACAGGCAAUUAAUAGGUAGGCUUCGAUCACAUUUACCUAUAUUGCAGGUUCAUUAUUUUGGGUGAACACAUAAACGUACUGCAGGUUAAAUAUAGUCAUUGGUUGAUUGGAUUUAUAUGUAGUUUUGUAUAUAUCCUGUAUACAUUUCUUCAUCCUAAUGAUAUGUGAUCAUUUCAUACUUCAUUUGUAAACAUCGAUUAGAUUGCACAAAGAAGUCCUAUGUAUGGUUCGUGAAUCUAAUGUAAACUUCUGCUUUAAUUUCUUCAAUAAUAGUAAAAUUCAGCUCUAGAAGCUGCA